CUUCCCCGCUAGGCCGGCGAUUCAUUCAAAAGGCGCGCAGGUUGCGCGGCCGGCCCGGAGCGCUCGCCUAACGGGGCCCGGUGCCGCGUCGGACGCGGAGCGGAGCUGGUGCUGCCGGCCAGGUAAGGAGGGCGCGCUCGGCCCGCAGCCCCGCUCUGCCGCCCCGAGGAAGUUCUCCCGCGCUGCGGAUGCGGCAGCCCCACUCUCCUCCCCUGUCCUGUCCCGUCCCAGCGCCUCCCGCGUGUCCCGGAGCCCCCCGGCUGCGCGUCCUCCCCGCACCCGGCGCUGCGCAGUCUUGUCAGAAGGUGCGCGAGAGGAAGCAGGCGGAACUUGGCGUGCGAGGGGGUCGGUGGAACUCAGGAACUUGGAUUGACACCAGAGCCGGUUGCAGGACGGGACGGCGGCGCCUCGUGGUUCUGAGACGCAGUGACAAUUAAAGACAAAGUAACUGAGGCUCAGAGACCCCCAUUGGCAUCCAAGGUCACAUAGAGUCAGGACAGCGCCAAGACUGGAACUCAAGGCUUCUAACCCUGGGAGGUGUUGGAGAGGAUCACCACCCUCCUGUUUACAAGUGGGGAAACCGAGGCAUGGUGAAGUGUGGUGCAUGAGCCGUCUGCACUGGGUCCCAUAGCUUCCCAGCCAGUGAAGAGCAGAGGAGGACAAGCUUGAGUUCAGUAAUGUUUCCCCGGGGUGCAGAGGGCUUCAGACACAAGUCAAGACCAGCUCUGCCUCUGCGCUUCUCUACCACAGUGUGUUGCUCUGGCCCUCCGUCUCCUCGGUGGCGGUGGCGUAGCUGGGCAGGCUCCUGAAGACAUCUCUUCUCCUCCUCCCCCCAGUGCGGCCCACACCCAGCACAGCACUGGGCAUCGAGGAGGACAGCUUGUGGUCCAUGUCACCCCAGGGCCUGAUGAUGAAGCGGACCUCGCUGUGCUGGCCCCUGUCUUGCCUGUUUGUGCUGCUGCCCUGGCCUCUGGCCACUCCAACAUCAAUAACUCCUUGGCUGUGUCCACCUGGCAAGGAGCCUGACCUGGACCCAGGGAAGGGCGCAUUCUGCCGAACCUGCCCCCCAGGCACCUUCUCCGCCUCAUGGGACUCUCAUCCAUGCCGAUCUCAUGAUCGCUGCAGCCUCCGAAGGAGGUUGGAGGCCCAGGCUGGCUCAGCAACUCAUGAUACAAUGUGUGGAGACUGCCAGCCUGGAUGGUUUGGGCCUCGGGGAGUUCCUUAUGUUCCAUGUCAGCCAUGCUCCAGGGCACCUCCAAGUACUGGUGGCUGUGACGAGUCGGGGCGCCGGGCCCGGCGUGGUGUGGAAGUGGCGGCGGGUGCCAGCGGCCAUGGCGAGCCUCGGCAGUCUGGGAACGGCACCCGGGCGGGCGGUCCUGAGGAGACGGCUGCCCAGUACGCGGUGAUCGCCAUCGUGCCCGUGUUUUGCCUCAUGGGGCUGCUGGGCAUUCUGGUGUGCAACCUGCUGAAGCGCAAGGGCUACCACUGCACGGCCCACAAGGAGGUCGGGCCCAGCCCUGGAGGAGGAGGCAGCGGGAUCAAUCCUGCCUAUAGGACAGAGGAUGCCAACGAGGACACCAUUGGAGUCCUGGUGCGCCUGAUCACAGAGAAGAAAGAGAAUGCAGCGGCCCUGGAGGAGUUGUUGAAAGAAUAUCACAGCAAACAGCUGGUACAGACGAGCCACAGACCUGUACCCAGGCUGCUGCCAGCCUCCCCUAGCAUGCCACACAUCUGCCCACAUCGCCAUCACCUCCACACUGUGCAGGGCCUGGCCUCACUCUCUGGCUCCUGCUGCUCCCGUUGUAGCCAGAAGAAGUGGCCAGAGGUGCUGCUGUCUCCUGAGGCAGCGGCGGCCAGCACUCCUGCCCCCACCCUCCUGCCCAACCCAUCCAGGGCCCCCAAGGCUAGUGCCAAGACAGGACGUCAGGGCGAGAUCACCAUCUUGUCUGUGGGCAGGUUCCGUGUGGCUCGCAUUCCUGAGCAGCGGACCAGUUCAUUGUCAUCUGAGGUGAAGACUAUCACGGAGGCUGGGCCUUCGGGGGGUGAUCUUCCUGACUCCCCACAGCCUGGCCUUCCCCCUGAGCAGCGGGCACUGCUGGGAAGUGGUGGAGGCCAUACUAAGUGGUUGAAGCCCCCAGCAGAGAACAAGGCCGAGGAGAACCGCUAUGUGGUCCGGCUAAGUGAAAGCAACCUGGUCAUCUGAUGGGCUGUCUAGAAUUACAUUCUGCCCUGCCCUGGGAGCUUCUGAAGGCUUCCUGCAGCAGGGAGAGCUACAGCUGGGACUGAGGACCAAGAUGCAAAGGCCUGGCAGACAAAACAGCAAAGGCCACGGCCUGGAGGUGGGAUCGCCCGCCCCAUUGGGGAGGCAGCCUGCGGCACAGCACGUGAGCAGGAGAUCAAGAGCCCACCCCAUCCCUGCAGCCCCAGUUACCAUCCCUGAAGGGUGCCUAACCCUGUGCCUGUCCUGAACACAUCAUAGGAGCCCUCUGUCCCCUAGGAGUUUGGUUGGUGGAGGGGUGGUAUCUGUCCCCAUCCCCAGCUUGUGCCUUGGGAACUAGCCACUCCCCCCACACCCUGGGUCCUGGCCGCCUCCUCUUCUGGCAGGCCCCACAACGGGGAGGGGUAGCCAAGAGCCCUGUGCUGGUGGCAGAGAACCUGGGCCCCAGCUUUUCUGACUGUGAAGUGGGGGAGGAGAGCUCAGUUCCCAGAACCUUUUCAGCUCUUUGCGGGUUCUGGGCUGAGUCCUGUUGGGGGGAGCUUGACCUUGCUACCCUCCCAUUAAUAGCUUUAUCUGGCCUGUUUUUUGCUGCUUCUGGGCCUUGGCCUUCAAGGCUCUCGUGGGACUAUUAUGGCAAUGCCUACAGAAGGGGCUUAUGCAUGUGCCUGCCCCUGCCCUGCUAUUUUUAAUGAAACUGAGGAAUGGCCUGACUUGCACAAGGCUCUGCUGCAGAGCCCCGGGCCAUCCUGCUACCUUCAAACUGCGGGGAGUGGAGGAUGGCGGGCUAGCGUGCCUCUGGUCUGUGGUCUGCGGGUAGCAGGGGUGACUGCCAAUCCAGUCCAUCUUAGUCUCUGCUCUGGCUCAGGACCUGAUUAUUUAUGUGGGGCCGCGCAGGCGCGGGGCCACUGAGCAUCCCACUCUUAUUUAUUGAAACCUGCUGUUGCCCGGUCCCUAAGUCUCCAGCCCCACACACUUGAGUAAUAAAAGGUGGAAAGUGGUGUCAGGAGGCGCUUCCUUUCCCUGUUCCCACCCUGGAAACCUGUUUGCUCACCUCACGCUUCCAGGGGCUCGCCCAGGUGUGCUCCAUAGUGUCCUUCCUCAUCCGCAGGAAGCCAGGGGAACAGGCAGAGGUGGCUUCAUUCUCACCAAGGUCCCCAGAGGCCAGGCUUCCCAAUAGAAAUACAGACUGAGCCGUGUGUGUGUGGUUGAAAGUGUUCUAAUAAUCAUUCCAAAAAGUUUUUUAAAAAGGUAAACUUAAUUUUAAUAUUUUAACCCAGUAUAUCCAGAAUGUUUUCAUUGCAAUAUAAAAUAAUUAUGAGAAUUAUGAACGA
This is a messenger RNA of Peromyscus leucopus (white-footed mouse), 3549 nucleotides long. RefSeq names its product RELT TNF receptor (gene Relt). The record is from RefSeq and is a predicted model, not a curated record. Gene Ontology annotation, biological process: apoptotic process; amelogenesis. The transcript is spliced from 13 exons. The coding region runs from base 890 to 2203 and encodes 437 amino acids. NCBI's taxonomy places the organism in Eukaryota, Metazoa, Chordata, Mammalia, Rodentia, Cricetidae.